This is a messenger RNA of Tyto alba (common barn owl), 3195 nucleotides long. It is a transcript of the gene TMPRSS12, whose product is annotated as transmembrane serine protease 12. The coding region runs from base 25 to 993 and encodes 322 amino acids. Lineage: Eukaryota; Metazoa; Chordata; Aves; Strigiformes; Tytonidae. Gene Ontology annotation, biological process: proteolysis. The record is from RefSeq and is a predicted model, not a curated record. Gene Ontology annotation, molecular function: serine-type endopeptidase activity. The transcript has 5 exons.
CCAUUUUGUCCCCCUCGACGGAGGAUGCGGCGGGGGCGGCCCGCGCCGGCCCUGGGGCUGCUGCUGCCGCUCCUGGCGAGCUCCCUGCCCGGGGUGGCGACCCCCCUGCCCGGGGUGGCGACCCCGAGGGCUUUCCCUGAGGAGUGCGGGCAACGGCCGCUCUUAGACAACGUCUCGGGAUCGCGGAUCGUAGGCGGACACGACGCCCGGAUCGGAGCGUGGCCGUGGUCGGUUAGCCUCCAGAUUCACCGAGCUGGGGGACAAUUUGCGCACGUUUGCGGCGGAGUUCUAAUUAAUGCGAAUUCAAUACUCACCGCUGGCCACUGCGUUAUAGGAAGGAAGGACCCAUAUUCCUGGAGAGCUGUUUUGGGUGUGCAUAACCUUUGGCAACACGGUGAACACACAGCAAAAAGGAAUAUUAGAAGCAUCACUGUGCACCCAGAAUUCCAGACAGAAACAUUUGAAAAUGAUAUUGCAUUAUUUGAACUCGAUUCUGCAGUACGCUACAGUGACUAUAUUCAGCCUAUCUGCCUUCCCCCUCCACACCUGUACCGGUACAUUGACAAUGAAACAGAAUGCUUUAUCAGUGGCUGGGGACGUACAGCAGAAAAAGGUCAAACUUCAUCUGUGUUAAAAGAAGCACAAGUGGACAUCAUUCCUUCUAGUGUCUGUAAUGAUUCUGAUGCGUACGGAGGUCUGAUCAACAACAACAUGAUUUGUGCUGGCUCUCACUCAGGAGGCACCGAUACCUGCCAGGGAGACAGCGGUGGACCUUUAGCGUGCUAUCACUCUAGUACCAGCACAUCCUAUCUCAUCGGGAUUGCUAGCUUUGGAACUGGCUGUGGCCGACCAAAGCUGCCUGGGAUCUAUGUCCGUUUAUCGCAAUACAGAGGAUGGAUAAAAUCUCAACUUCUGUUGAGUAACGAGGCUGUGAAUCCCGUGAGCGUUGGACUUACCGUCUUUCUGACUGUGAUACGUACGGUACUUGCGUAGACUUGCUAAAGGGACAAACCAUCGUGUCAUCAUCGGAGAGGUUUGGUCUCUCUGUUAAAACUUUGAAAAGAGAGCUAACUCCUGUUUCAGAAUAAAUCUAAGAGCCAAAGGAGAUGCAUGUAUUUUUUAGAAGUCUUGUUUGCAAUUGCAUUAUCUUUUUUAUUUUCUGCCUUUGAUAUCCAUACUACCAGUAGAAGAAAUGAUAACAACCUUGACCUUAGUAAUGAAACUGAAUAUAGAAAUGUUACCAACUGAAAACACUUUUUUCCCCACCCUAUUUCUACGCCUUCCAGCUAUGGGGAGCUUAGGUACUACCGCGAGUUGGUAGAUGGCAAAGAUACUCCCUCUGCUGGGUGAGUACCAGCAGAACACAAAAUGUCUUUCGUUAACUGACUCAGCUCAAUCAAAACUAAAAAUGAAAAAAAAAAAAAAAACCAACCCAAACCAAAACCAACUGCAAAAAUAUACAAGGGAUUCUUCACUUAUUAUUUUUAGUGACGACUAAAAUCCAUGCACAAAUAACUUAGUACUUUGACUGCUGUGGCUCGAUACAAUAUUUAUUUGUGGCCACUGUGAAAGACCUGAUACCAUACAACGUAUGCACAUUUGGUCAGAAUCACUGCAGUACUAUGUUAAUUAAAAAUAAAGAAAGAACAUCAGAAUUGUAUUUUGGCGACUUUAUUUACCAAGGUCGAAAUUUGCAACCAUCUAAUUGUUUCAACAAAUAUUUACAAUUCAUAGAAAGCAUGUACUUUUGUUUGGAAAUAACCAGCAGAACAGUAUUAGGUACUAUAUCUCUUACUCUCAGGAUAUAGAUUUAUACUCUCUUACAAUCUAGAUUUUGAAGUAAAUCCAAAAUAAGUACUUCAUGAUAAGUGAUUACUUAAAGAGCAAACUCAUGUUACUGUUUAAUAUUUCCAUGAUGAAAAAUAAGCUGCUCUUUCCAAAACACUAUUUUAAGAGGAUAAAAAUUUACUAACCUUAUGUCUGGCAGCACUACAUUUGUUUCACUUGCUGAAUACAGAAAGAGUUGGCCACCAUUUUUUUACAGUCUUAACACUUGAUAGCUUUUUUUCAUUAUUAUUCCGUAUUACAAAAGAAGGUAAAGGAACAACAGCACACAGCGAGGAUCAAAAUACCAUACAGAGGAAUUACCAAAUUAGUUUCAGUACUGUAGGUCAAACCCUCUUAAACAUAUGCCAAAUAGCGUACGCACACCUGAUGGGAGACAGCGGCAAGGUCCAAUUCUCUGAGGUGCUAAGCACGUUCCAAGGUGUUCUUUUUCCUGAAAUUCCACUAACAGAAACAGGUGGCACCAAGCACCUCUUCUGGAGCAGUUCCCAAAUGCAAUGCCUUUCUCAACCUUGCUUGUUAUUUUUGACGUGCAACAAAAGCACUCUUUUUUGACAUGAUCGCGACCAGAAACGUAUAUUCCAGUUUGGCCUAAAGGAAACGUAUUGUGGAUCACGUCCGUAACAAUCAUAUACUUAGAAACUUCUGAAAAAAAAUGUGUUUUUAUAGCCCGCUAACAGUGUGAUUGUGGAAUGCAGUCUUUCUCAUACCAUUUGCAAGGAGCUCUGCUUGCUAAGUCCAUUAAUUCAAAAAUGAGUAAAAUAAAAAAAUACUGACUGACCAUAUGAUAAGCGUUACACAUCUAGGGAGUGAGUACAUCUCUUAAUUUCAUUCAGAUCUGAGCUAGCACAACACACACACGGAGCUCUAACACCUUUUUAAUAGCAUAGUCCAUAGUGCAAUUCCCGCUGACAUAACUGGAAGCAGGAUUCAAUCCUAACUAUGGAAAAUAGUGUAUUUAUUAUUCAUGCAAUAAGCACUGCAUACACAUUUUUCUAUUUCACAGAAUCACAGAAUGGUUGCGGUUGGACGGGACCUCGGGAGGUCACCUUGUCCCAGCCCUGCUCAAGCAGGGUCACCCAGAGCAGGCUUGCCCAGGACCACGGCCAGACGGCUUUUGAGUAUCUCCAAGAAUGGAGAUUCCACACCCAAAAGAGUCCUGAUCAUGUCAAAUGUUUAAUUUUUCACCUGAAACAAAUUAAAAUCAUACAAACUAGAAUCUCUGAUAGCAAUCAGAUCUAAUGUGCAGAUAUUAUCAACUGCGGGGAAUAAAAAGCCCUGAUCUUUUUUUUUUUUUUUCUUUUUUCCCAAUACUCUUUAGGAUCCAUUUUUUUUUUUGCAAGUUGCCUA